Messenger RNA from Ectocarpus sp. CCAP 1310/34, 2074 nucleotides. The record is from the annotation of a GenBank genome assembly. NCBI's taxonomy places the organism in Eukaryota, Phaeophyceae, Ectocarpales, Ectocarpaceae.
GUUUCAAACCACCGUCAUCAGCAGCAAACGGAAAGAGAUAGAGCGACGAACAGGCCAUAGAAAUCUCCAGCAGGGCGCUAUGAAGGUCUUCGGUGUUGUAGUUGCCCUAUGCUGCGCCGGGCAGGCGGCGGCAGGAUCGACGGGCGCUGGGCCCUUGCACGGGCUACGUUCUGCCGUCAUGACACAGCACCAGCAGCAGCGGCCCGGUGGCAACAUGAACACCAGGCGGAGGUGGAGCAUGGAGAAAGCGCAACCUCACAUGAGCCCGGUGCAGGGCCGGUACAGCUGCGUGGCGGCCGCCCUCCCUGGAGACUCGUUCACCAGCGAAGUGGUCGUCGGAGGGGUGCUUAACUUUCUCAGCAUCUACAACCUACUGAUAACCGGCCGCGUCCUGCUCUCCUGGGUGCCGCAGCUUCAAGGUGUGCAAGCGCUGGAGCCGGUGUACCUCCUCACCGACCCCUACCUCAACGCAUUCCGAAGGCUUAACUUGACGAUCGGUGGCCUGGACCUGUCGGUACUGCCGGCCUUUUUCCUCCUCUCGUUCGCGACCAACGCCGUGGCUUCUCUCGGGGCGGAGAUGCCGGCGCCAUUGAAGCGUGGAGCUAGCUGGUUCGAAGGCCGCCAGGCGGCCCUCUCUCGCUCCCGCCGCAACCUCGCUGCCUCGUCGGUGGCGGCGUUCGUGGGACGCACUUGCUCGCCGCUGCCGUUGUCGUCGAAGUUGGAGUCCGAGACGGAGGGUCGCCCGGCCGCCGCAAAGACGACACGCAGGCCUCUUUUCGCGUUCCGCGUUUAGACAGCGAUGCAUGGACGCAUCGUUUGCCAUAUAUUCCCUCUCGCUCGUGUAUUUUCCACGGGGGUGGGAGGCUUUUAGACUUGCCUGUUUGUGUGUGUGUGUUUUUUUCAUAGGGCGCGGUGAGAGGACGAGUUAUGGGCUCUCGUUGUGACUUUCCGACCAAGUAUUUGUUACGACUCGUGGAAGAGGUGAGGCUUCGUCGAAUGCGCUCCUUCGGAGCCACCGUGGCGCUAUAUGAUGAUUGUGUGAACGGUUCUGCUGGCAUUUCGCGCGAAAGCGGUGGCCAUCUUCGCGUAAUGAUCGAUGAAGCUAGCCUGCGCUUUGGAAAUUCGCGUACAGGGGGUCAGGAGGGCAAGGAUGGGAUGGGCGCCGUUGUCGUUUCUUUCGGAUUGUUGGCUAGUACGUUGGGGCAAGUGUGGAAAAAGAGUUUCUUUUACGUAUUGCCUUUCCUUGACGUUUGAUUCUUGGGAGCGCGUUCCUGUGAAAAAGUCUUGGGGAUGGAACAGGACAACCACGAUACCCCUUUUCGGACACCGGUGUGUAGGCGGGGAGCUCCUCCUCUAUUGUGCACGAGGUCACGUUGGGUGGCGCAACGUCAUUGUGGGCAAGUAUUGUGAAGGAGGGUGCGAACGUGUUUGUGUUCCAAUGAAGAGCCAUCCGUUUGUUAGCACCCAGGCAAUAUUUUUCGGAAUUUAGUCCACCUAUGCUGUCGGCAUCCUCCACCUGUAGUACACGAUUCGACUUUCAGUGUGUGCAAGGGGCGAUCAACUUUAGUGGGUGGUCUUUGGGACUGACAGCCCUUGCAGAGAAUGUGGUACGUGAUGUUAUGCUUUCCUUAACACGAUCUGACUGACGUCCUCUACCGCAAUAUCGCCAAUUUGACGUGGAAUGGGAGCCUAAAUUCGUUUGUAGACAUGUUUGCUCCACUUGUGCAAUUCGGAUGGUCAUGGUUUCAUGCUACUUUGACGUCCCUCAGGUUGUGGUUGAUCCUAGUAUGCAUUCUGUGCGUCGACGUGAACUACGACCAGGGCCUGCCAACGGCCACCGGCUGCCACGGACGAUGUAGUAGGGUGUGGGAUCAACUCGAGCUUGGAAGGCUCGGUACGGCCCAGAAUGUAACCACGUCGGAGAUCCGAAAAAUUGAGCGAUGAUCUCGAAUAUGUCGGUCUUGACGCCAAAGACGCACAUGAAUCAUCUGCCCAUGCAGAGAAUAAAACCAAUGAGGCCUAGAGCCCGGCCAACUGCACCAAGCUUCUUGUGUGAAAUUAAUUUAGAUUUAUG